AUGAGCAUGAUCAUCACAAACAUAUUUUUCGACCACGGAGGUCAUUAUGCAGAAGAGGAACUGAAAUGGGUUUCAAAGAAUCCCACUUGCGCUAUAACAUUCAAGAUCUCAUCUUUGGAGGAGAUUACGUACUCGGCGGUUGUGGAUAAGAUAUGCAGGAAGAUUGCAAGAGAUGGAGCUAAGCCGCUGCUGAAAUUGAGUUACAUUCCAAUGUCAAAUAAUCCUGCGAGAGAGAUGUACAUUUUUGAUGAUGAAGACCUAUUUGCUUAUCUAACGACAAUUGAUAAUCUGGGAUUUAGGAGGAUUUUGCAUGUGGAGGUAACCAAGAACACGAACAGAGCAAAUCAUAGGAGCGACCACCUGUCUAGAACGGAUGCAGAAAGUUCAUUUGGUUUGAAUUACGAGGAGGAGUCGGUUCCAAAUGACAGAGAAGAGGAUGGCAACGAGAAGCGUCCAGAACCAGAUAGUAAGGAAGAUGGGUUAAACUUCUUUGAUGAGGAUUUUGAGCUUUCACGUCCUGUAGAAGAAAUUAAGUUGGCUGAAGAAUGGGAAGAUGGUAUUGGUCUUGAAAUAAAACAAGAAUUUCCAUCAAAGGAGGCAUUGCAAGAUUUGGUUGACAGAGCUUCACACAAGCAUUGUUUUGGUGUCCGCACUUACAAGUCUGACACUGGCCGACUUAUCCUAAGGUGCACUCAGAAGAGCGGAGGCUGUAAUUGGUAUAUAUAUGCUGCGAGGAAAGGUGGAUCAGAUUUUUUCAGUGUCCGAAAAUACUGGAACAAGCACAACUGCUCACGGGCUGUUGAAAGUAGUAACAGCUCUCGAAGGAGAGGCAACCCACGAUUAGUGGCAUCGGUUUUGCAUGAAGACUAUCCAGGUCAGUUUGACACACCAGUUCCAAAAACAAUUGUCGAUGUUGUUCACCGUAGACUUGGUGUGAAUGUGUCAUACUCAACGGCUUGA
Messenger RNA from Microthlaspi erraticum, 960 nucleotides. The record is from the annotation of a GenBank genome assembly. NCBI's taxonomy places the organism in Eukaryota, Viridiplantae, Streptophyta, Magnoliopsida, Brassicales, Brassicaceae.